AUGACUUUUAUUAAAACCUGGCGUAUUCGGUCAUUUCGGGCCCGACUGCUAGAGUUCCUUAGCGGUAAUACGAGUGUCGCGUUUUGUAAAGUGCCUGAAAAUGCGGCGGAAACACCAACACUAAGUUCAAAGCUUUGCAUCAACCCCAAAAAUGCCUAUCUUUGUGAUUUACUGGAUUACACAAAUGCAUCUAGAAUCUGCAGUAUGAAGCCAACACAAUGUAUAGAAAUAGAUGAUUGGGUGUCAUGUGUUGGGGGACUACCAUUGGGCUCAUGUGAUAGUUCUCCAGUAACAGAUCUCAAUGUUGAAGUACUGUUUGAAUGUGAAAUGGAGCCGCAUGAAGGAAGCUCCCAUCAUGAUAUAAUUUCGUUGGAGUCAAUGGGGCAACCGGUGGCAUGGAAAGCAAGUUCCCAUUUAGCAAUAGUGUUAAAGACCAAUAUUGAACAACUCAGUGUGGUGGGCUUUAAUUUUAUUGGUGGAGAAUUUAUUAUAGAUCACAAACUGCCUGUUGUUAGGAUUCAGACCGUCCAAAUAUCAGGGGAACCGAAUAAAGCUACUGAUGCAUCAAUGAGAGGUUUAAGAAGUGACAUACAACAUGGAUUAAAACAUUUUCCCGGAGAAUUCCAAUGGUCUGUACAUGCUGCUCUGUUAAGGAAGUUGUCGAAAGUAGUUGAUAUAAAAUCGGACAUUCGUAAUACAACUAUAGAAAUGAAUGGGGGCAGUGAUCAAGUUUUAGAAACAAUUCCACCAAAAAGAGCUGUCACAUUAGCUGAUGUAAGCACUAUAACAACAAAAUCUCUGUCAGCUGAGGAAGAAUUCGAGAAACCUGAGGAAAAGUUGAAAUCAGUCGCAUCAGAAAAAUCACCUGAGAAGAAGAGUAAGGCAGAAUCAGAUGAGAGAGAUAGAGAAGUAGUGGUGGAGAAUGUCACUGUGGAGAUUCAACAUAACAUAACACCUAAGAAAUCAAGUCUAACACUAGACUUGAAGAAGGGCACCAGCCAACUAUCAACAUCACUGUUGAAUAUAUCUAGUCAAAUUAAAUCAAUUACCACCCACAAAAGAGUGGUCAGUACCACAGCACCAAAGAAACAUCUACCACAAAUGGAAGCAAUAGCACCGGUAAAAGAAGAAAAUAUGAAUAAAUCCCAAUCACAACAGAGCACACCUAAGUCGUUAAAAAGUUCCCGUCCAUUAGUAAAUACAAAAUCGCCCAAUGUCUUAAUAUACUCUGAUAGUGUUGUAGCUAGGGAUAAUUUGGAAGCCUCCUUGAGGAAAGUUUUGGAUUGUGACAGGUACACGCUGUAUAGCGUGUCGCGCGAGUCCUUGGAAGCGGGCGCGUGGAGGGGGCGGGCCGCUCUGGUGGCGGUGGCUGGCUGCGUGGGGAGAUGCGCCCCCCUUCUGCUGGCGCACCUCCUCGAUGGGGGCAGACUGCUCGCCCUCUGCUCGGACCUUCUCCACACCGUGCUCCCGUAUUACAAGACUGCCGAGGUACGCGAAAACGAGAUAGUACAGUUCAGUUACGACAAAUGGAGCUCUGUUAAAAUGAAGCACCAUAUAUUUUGCUACCAAGCAUCGCCUGCCAAGAAACAGUUCUCGACUGAGAGUGAUAGGCAACCAUCCAAAUACACUGGUCAUCCGGGCCACGAGUUGGACAUCCAGAUCUUGGCGUCGGAGGAAACGUGGCGGACGCCGUCCUUGCUACAAGCGACCGAUUUAAUCAACAACGGGGUGGCGAUUUUUUCACAGAUACACCUCGAGGCCGACCCCAGCGAUUAUCUGGGCGAGGAGGGCAUGAAGAGCAAUGAGGCCCGCCUGGGCAUCAUCCACAAGAUAAUGGGCGAGAUCCUGGGCCUCCACGUCAAGGACCCCAAGGAGAUAAGGAACAUCGACCACACGACUGGAUACUUCCUCGGAAAUCACGUGGACAAGCUCUCGUUAGUGGAUAAGUGGUGCCCCCCCACGGAAGAAGGAAGACGCGUGCACAAAUUGGAGAAUCUGACGAUACAGUGGUUGCCCCGACAACUUCUCCACCGUGAAUAUUUCGAUAACCUCACAAGCAAGUCGCUGGGUCGGCUGGUUAUAUACGCUGAUGUGCUGGACUCCACCACGCGGGUGCUGGACGGCGAGCUGGCUCACGGCGUGGCCAGCGUGGCCCGUAGACAGCUGGCCGGCAUCGGGCGCGGUGGCAACGCCUGGCUGUCUCCGCCGGGCCAGGCCGCCGUCUCGCUGCAGGUGUGGCGCAAAAUGUCACCCGAGCUAUCGCUAAUUCAGCACGCAGUGGCGCUUGCGGUGGUACGCGCCUUACGCACCGAGCCCGCUUACGAACACGUCGACAUCGGAAUAAAGUGGCCAAACGACAUCUACUACGGGCGCGACGUGAAAAUCGGAGGAGUCAUCACCAAAGCCAGUUGCUUGGGCGAUAAGGUCAUUUUGCACAUAGGCGCAGGCGUGAACAUAUCGAACAGCGUACCGACGACUUGCGUGAACGACAUCAUUGCCGAGUACAAUCGCGCGCACGGCACAUCACUAGCCGCGUUGUCGAUAGAGAAGUUCUUGGCGCGCUUCUGCUCGCAGCUAGAGACGGUCCUCGAUUGUAUCGAUAGCGAGGGCGGGGUCGAGGCGUUCCUGGAGCAUUACUACCAGUACUGGCUGCACGACGGCGAGGAGAUUCGGCUAAAGAGCGGGGGCUCGGACAGCCCCGUGGAGGGCACCGUAGCGGGCGUGGACGGGGCGGGCUGGUUAAGGGUCCGGCUCCGCCCGGGGGACCGCGAGGUGAGGGUCGCCCCGGACGGGAACACCUUCGACAUCAUGAGCGGCCUCGUCGCGCCGAAACUG
Iphiclides podalirius (scarce swallowtail) is the source of this 2835-nucleotide messenger RNA. The record is from the annotation of a GenBank genome assembly. Lineage: Eukaryota; Metazoa; Arthropoda; Insecta; Lepidoptera; Papilionidae.